This is a messenger RNA of Arachis ipaensis, 1146 nucleotides long. NCBI's taxonomy places the organism in Eukaryota, Viridiplantae, Streptophyta, Magnoliopsida, Fabales, Fabaceae. The record is from RefSeq and is a predicted model, not a curated record.
AUGAAUGCACCAGAAUUUCCUGAAUUUUUCAAUGCAGAUGGUGAAUUUGUUAUCGGCAUGGAGUUUAGUUCUAGAGAAACUGUGAUUGUAGCAAUUAAAGAUUAUAUCAUUCGUCGGGGUGUGAAUUAUCAAGUGUGUGAAUCUGAGCCAAUCACAUUUUAUGCUAAGUGUGUACAAUAUGGAACAAAUUGCGAUUGGCUUAUCAGGGCUAGUCUUAUUAAGAGAAAAUUUUGUUGGGUUAUAAGGCGGUACAAUGGUAGUCACAUAUGCUCCAGAACAACAAUCUCUCAAGAUCAUGCCAAGAUAAACUCAGACAUGAUUGUAGAGGUUAUAAAGCCAGUGGUUGAAGUUGAUCCAUCUUUAAUGGUGAAAUCUGUGAUUGCUGAAGUGCAAUCGAAAUUCAAUUAUAUGAUAAGUUACCGCAAAGCAUGGCUGGCUACGCAAAAGGCAAUUGCAAAUAUUUUUGGUGGUUGGGAAGCUUCUUAUGAAGCUUUGCCCUCGUGGUUUGAAGCAAUGGUACAAAAAGAUCCAUCAACUGCAAUCGAGAUCGAAACUGCACCAGCUUACCAAGGGGAUGAGGUGGUCCAGGAUAUUAGGAUACUGACACGGGUAUUUUGGAGCUUUUACCCUUGCAUUAGAGCAUUUAGGAGCUGGAAAGCAAUCAUCCAAAUAGAUGGCACACAUCUGUAUGGCAAAUACAAAGGAGCUCUCUUAGUUGCAGUUUCUCAGGAUGGCAAUGGCAAUAUUGUGCCUCUUGCAUUUGCCGUUGUUGAGGGUGAGACUUCUGAUGCAUGGCACUUCUUUCUUACUAAUUUGCACACAUAUGUGGUGACGCGGGAUGGUAUUGGGCUUAUCUCUGAUCGACACGACUCUAUUACCUCAGCAAUAGCACGUAGUAACGGAUCAUGGGAUCCUCCUAGAGCUAUCCGCAUGUUUUGUGUUUGGCACAUAGCAUCCAACUUCUUAAGGAAUUUCAAGGCACCGUAUUUACAGAAGUUGAUUGUAAAUAUGGGUUAUUGUAGGACCAUGCGUGAAUUUAAUGUGCAGUAUGCAAGAUUAUGUGAGCGUGGUCAGGCUUACACUCAGUGGCUCGAUCGGAUCCCACGUCAGCAAUAUGCUUUGGCGUUCGACAAUGGAUAUCGCUAG